Molecule: messenger RNA, 3295 nt
Organism: Nicotiana tabacum (common tobacco)
Lineage: Eukaryota; Viridiplantae; Streptophyta; Magnoliopsida; Solanales; Solanaceae
Source: RefSeq, a predicted model, not a curated record
AAUCAUAACAACCACUUUUACGUAACAGUACAAUACCAUACGGCAACACCAAUCUAAACAAGCUGUAAAUCCAUCCGCCACCCUCACUCAGCUCCCCCCUUUCCAACAACCCAGCCGCCGUCGAGCAGAGCAGAACAGCCGCCCACCCCAUCUUCUCGCCUCUGCCAGCGAGACCACCCUUCUCCAUUCUUCCGGCAGCCGCCGGAAACCAGACGCAAAAUUCCUUCCUCUCAAAAACAAUAAAAAACGGCAGCCCCAACCUCUCAAUCCCUCCAACCUUAGAACAACAGGAGCAUACCCUAAUCUCAAAGACAAGAAACGAACCCUCCCCCCUCUCAUUUUCGGAACCUUCAGCCGCAACACACACCCAUAUAAACAGACACACACACAAAGAACGCCGGAAAUCAGCCACGCACCAGAUUUUCAAGCUUCGUCGAUCCUUUCACUCAUCCGAGCUUCUACUGGCUUCUCCUUUUCUCUCGAUACCUACCGCUGCUACUGCAUUAGCACACGUCGGUGGUGCAUCAGCAGGUGCAGCGUUGAACCAACGGAGUUGAGAUCGUAGUCUGAGGUUCCCGGAGAUAUUCGCGGUUCCGUCAAGGUCGUCGCCGGUUUGAGAUUUCUGUCGUGGUUUCUGGGUGACGGGUCUGUUCGUUUUUAACUACAGUGUCGGGUUCUUCUUGUAAACCAGUUGGAAGAUCUUUAAUAUAUUGAAAGGUUUCAAAGGUACUUUGUCUGAGAACUCACUUAGGGCAAAUUGGUUGCACUUGGGAGGCCUAUUUUCACAAGUCUUAGGCUUCUGCAAUGGAUUAACCUUGCCAUGCCGCAUCGUGCUGUCUCCGGCCAUUUUCUAUUUGUGGCAAAGCAUUGAUCAGGAACAGAAGGUGUAUGAUUGGGGAACAGUAGGUGCAUGACAAGUGAGUGCAUCCAUCACUCAGUGCACUAUUUAGUAUUUGGACUAACAACAGCUGCAAUACCCUCUUUGUCUUGUGGGAGAAUCCCCUCUGAUUAUUCUGGUUUGGCACAAUGCUCAACCUUAUUGGUAAACGGGGAUGUUUUUCUGCUGAACUAAAUACAUCAAUUGCAUUCUUGUUCAUAGAUUCUUCAGCAAUCUUGCAAUUGCAUCGAUCAAUGACCACCAGUAAAAGAGUCCAAGACAGAAGCAAGAAGAAGCGGGUGCAUGACCUUGAAAUAGCCACAGAAAAGCACAAGAUCCUCUCUAAAGUCCUAUUAAUAUUUGAAGUCCUCAAACAGGAGCCUCAAAAAAUCAUAUCUAUUAGGGAACUUGAUCAAUAUAGGAGGCAAAUAAACCUCCCGAAGCCCCAUAAAAUCUCAGCUUUUCUACGGAAGUCCCCAAAGCUCUUUGAACUGUACAAGGAUCAUAGAGGGAUUUUAUGGUGUGGUAUGACAAAGGAGGCUGAAGAUUUAGUCCAAGAAGAGGAGGCUAUUAUUGAACAGCAGAGUGAUAAAGCUGCAGAACUUGUAACUAGGAUGCUGAUGAUGUCCAUGGACAAGCGCCUUGCCUUAGAUAAGAUUGUUCAUUUCAGAAGAGAUUUGGGGUUGCCAAUGGAUUUUAGGAACCAUUGGGUGCACAGAUUUCCUGAGUACUUUAGAGUUGUUCAUCCAUUUAAACCUUAUGAUGAAAGUGAGUAUUUAGAGCUUGUGAAUUGGAGAUCGAGUUGGGCUAUGACAGAGUUAGAAAGGAAGGCGCUGGGUGGUAUGCAGGCCCCAGAUGAUCACGUAGCUGGUCUUCUUUCCUUGUCUUUCCCAAUGAAAUUCCCACCUGAUUAUAAACAAGUUUUGUCUAGAUAUAAGGGGAAGAUAGAGAAUUUUCAGAAGCGGGAAUACUUGUCGCCUUAUGCAGAUGCCAGGGAACUAAAGGCCGGAACACUGGAGUUCAAUAAGAGGGCGGUUGCAGUGAUGCAUGAGCUGCUGAGCUUCACAAUCGAAAAGAGGUUGGUGACAGAUUAUUUGACACAUUUUAGGAGGGAGUUCGUAAUGCCUCAGAAGCUGAUGAGGCUGUUGCUUAAACAUUUUGGAAUGUUUUAUGUUUCAGAAAGGGGUAAGAGAUUUCAUGUAUUUCUUAAUAGUGCUUAUGAAGGUUCUGAGUUGAGCGAGAAGCACCCUUUGACUGUUUGGAGGGAAAAGGUUCUAAGCUUUGUUGGAUACAGGAGGAAGAAGGAAACAAUGGAUACUCUUAAAGAUUUGCAGGAAUUCGUGGAUGAUGAUUUGCUUGAGAAUGAGUCAGAAGAUGAAAGAGUUCAAGUGGAAAAUAACGAGCAUAGUAUGGGUAGUUUGGAGGGUGAUUUGGAAGAUGAAUCCGAGAUGGAGAUUAAUGAAGUUUAUAGCGCAUACAGGGAAUGAGAAGUUAGAAGUGCAUACUAGCAUGAAGAAUCUUAAGAGGCCUAAGUUUUGUGAAAGCACAAGUUUUCAGCUUGUAGAAGACAAUAAGAUCUGUCAUGAUUAUCAGGAGAUUAAAAUCCAAGAAAGUACUCAGGUAUUGGCUGUUGGGGCUAUUCCUCGCUCCAUUCCUGUCAUUCUGAAGGAUGAUCUUGUUGACACGGUUAAAGCUGGAGAUGAUGUGAUUGUCACUGGGAUCUUAACCGCCAAAUGGUCCCCCGAUUUAAGAGAUAUUCGCUGUGACCUUGAUCCGGUACUAAUUGCCAACCAUGUAAGUUUUGGACUGAUUUCAAAGAUACUCCUUUAAAGGGUAGGAAUGCGAUUCUAAAAGGUAUUUGCCCACAGGUCUUUGGGCUUUUCACAGUCAAGCUUGCAGUGGCAUUGACGCUUAUUGGAGGUGUCCAGAUAACAAUUUUUUGGAAUUUGGGGUGUGAGAACCAGGAACUAUCAUUUUAAUGUUAACUUACAGAAAGUUGGAGCAACAAGUGUCCCAGUAAAUGCAUUAUUACCUUUCUAAAAAAAGGGUGUCCAAGGAAAUACAGAUAUAGUUAUAAAAGGAAACAAUCAAUUACAUAAGGAGAUAUAACAAUCUCUCUUGAGUUGGAAAACAUAAUUAUUUUUAUUUGAGAUACUGUCGACAGUUGGAGGGUAGGGAAUUACACCGUAUACAGUCAGAAAUGGCAGAAACUAGUUUGAUUAGUUUAAACUAUGCAGUAUCUUUAUGAUCAUCUACUUUAUCUUUCUGUUGCAAGAUGUCUUCACCAAUUUCACGUUUCUUCUGUAAAUACAUUGUGAGUCCUUGGUGCUUUGAUAACAGUGAAGCAUCUACUUGACAUUGGCCAAUAUCUGUAAGAAUCAACUCCUUGCGUUUAUACACACACCCACACACCCACCC